AUGAAAGAAACCAAAUCGCCAUGGUUGCUUCAACGGUGGUUAAUUCCGUAACGCCACGCCAAGUUGCAUUCAAUUCUUCAAUGCCUCAAACUGUAAAAACCUGAAAAUCAAAGUAAUUAAUUUCAUAAAUUCAAAAUCUUAACACCCGUGAAUUCUUAUACACACCCACACAAAAUUGAUACACUUGAGGCAAUCUAAGAAACCAAAUUGCCAUGGCUGGUAUAAUGGUGGUUAUUGGCGACAAGUUGAUCCCCAAGACCGAAGACGAGUUUGAUGCCGAGGACAUCAAAAAGGUUGAGAAUUAUGCAAAGGCAAUAAACAUGCUUUAUUGUGCUGUAAAUCCUGAUGACUACCGCAAGAUCUCCUGCUGCUCAACCGCCAAGGAGAUGUGGGAUAAGCUCGAGGUGACGUACGAAGGAACGGACCAAGUACGUGAAGCCAAGAUCGACUUCCUCACCCAAGAGUAUGAGAUGUUCAGGAUGAAGGAGCAUGAGAAGAUUGACGACAUGUUCGACCGUUUUUCCAAAAUAGUCAACGAUCUUCAUGCAUUAAAGAAGACUUACACCGACAGGGAUCUUGUGCGAAAGAUCCUACGAAGCUUGACAUCCGAAUGGCGAUCCAAGGCCGAUGUCAUGAAGAAGUUUUGCACACUUCUAAAGAAGAAAGAAAAGGUUGAGGAUGGCCCUGUGUGCUAUGGAUGUGGUGAAGCCGGGCACAUCAAGAAAAAAUGCCUGAAAAGCGGAAGGAAUGCUCGGCACUUCAAAAGACAAAGGGCAUAUAUCUCUUGGGGUGGCGACUCCGGCGACGAGUCAAUCGACCAAGACGAGGAUGAAGCUACCAACCUCUGUCUCAUGGCACACGAAGACCAAACCGACGAUGUACAAGAGGACAAUGCACAAAAGAAACCAUACUAUUUCUUCUACUUUGAUGAAAAGAAGAACGUCCACAUUCCAUUACCAGAACCAACACAAAUCACACCGAGAUAUCGGCACUCCGUUCAGGUAGACUGGAACCCGCCAACCACGAGAUCAUGGGUUGGCCAAGGGUGCUUGCCUGACGUCACUGCCACCGGGGUGGAGUCGCGUUGCAGGAGAACAAUUCUGGAGAAUCUCUCCUUCGUUGGAGACCUCACGCCCCGCCACUGCUGUACUGACAAGGACGAUCAUAUGACUGAUGAUCCUCCUAAGGAUGCAACUACUAAGAAAGUCUGGUUGAGGGAUGAUGCUCGACUAUUCCUCCAAAUCCGGAACUCAAUUGAUGGAUGUUUUGCGUCCGCGGUAAAGGAUGCCCGUCAGUGCUUGCGGAUUGUGGAUUUGAGCACCCGUGGCGCACACGGAAAUUGGGCCGUGGCAUUGGUGUUGGGCUUCGGGCUUCACGGAUGGGCUGCUCACCUUGGCGGAUUGGACCGAUUCACUUGGGCUGGUCGCUGAUGGCUGGACGGCCUGGUGCUGGGCUUGGGCUGAUUUG
This is a messenger RNA of Cuscuta campestris, 1467 nucleotides long. The record is from the annotation of a GenBank genome assembly. NCBI's taxonomy places the organism in Eukaryota, Viridiplantae, Streptophyta, Magnoliopsida, Solanales, Convolvulaceae.